This is a messenger RNA of Delphinapterus leucas (beluga whale), 3110 nucleotides long. NCBI's taxonomy places the organism in Eukaryota, Metazoa, Chordata, Mammalia, Artiodactyla, Monodontidae. The record is from RefSeq and is a predicted model, not a curated record.
UUUGUUCAGCUCCACCCCUUGUGGCCCGGCGGUUUCCGCUCUGCCCACCAGCCUCAGAGCCAGCUCUGGCUCUGCCAUAAUGGGGCUGCCCCUGCCAGGGCUGUGGCUGAAGAGGCUCUGGGUGCUCUUUCAGGUGGGCCUGCACGUGGCCAUGGGCAAAGUGCUUCUGACACUGUUUCCCAGAAGAGUCAAGCAGAACAUCCUGGCCAUGAGUGAGAAGACUGGCAUGGCCAAGAAUCCCCACUUCUCCUAUGAAAACUGGAUACCCACUUUCUUCAGUGCCCAGUAUUUCUGGUUCAUCCUGAAGGUCCGUUGGCAGCGACUGGAGGACAUGACGGAGCAAGGGGGUCUAGCCCCAAACUGCCCCGUGGUCCGCCUGUCAGGACAGAGGUGCAACAUCUGGGACUUCAUGCAAGGCAACAGGCCACUGGUGCUGAAUUUUGGAAGUUGCACCUGACCUUCAUUUAUUUUCAAGUUUGACCAAUUCAAGAGACUUAUUGAAGAUUUUAGUUCCAUAGCAGAUUUUCUCAUCAUUUACAUUGAAGAAGCACAUGCAUCAGCUCCGGGUGACGCUGAAGCUGCGGACGGGGGACCACACUUUGAGGACCACUGCUCUGGGCCAGCUUCUACCUGGGGCUGGGAUCCUUUCUUCAGCCCCUAAUAGGUGAUGACGCAUCUUCAUUACCUCAUGAGAAAUCUUGCUCCUUUGCUACACAGCUCUGUUUGUGAGAAAGUCCUUCCUUACAAUGGGCAGACAUGUCCCUUCCUGAAACUUCUACAGCUUGGUCUAAGCCCCUUGAACUUUAUAAGAUGGUCAGACACAUCCCUGUCUCCCUGAUUUUCAUGCGGACUGAACACAUGAGUUUGGCCCAAGUCUCAAACCCAGAGAUUGGAGAAGGCAAGAAGGCUCAUGUGGCUAAGUGGGACGAGUCCUUUACUCACCCAUCUCCCCACAAGAUGAGAGGCUGUUUUGAUCAUCUGUCACCCAGCACCUGGCACAGUGCAUGUCACAGAGUCAGUGCUCAGUAAUAGUUGGGUGAAUAAGUGAGAAUUUAGGCCAGUAUUAGCCUUGCUGGCUUAUCCAUGUGUUGUAAGCGUAGACACUGCUAUUGAUUAGUUUUCAGCAAAGCUGGUCCAGCAGCCCUUUCCCCAGUGUGGUCCUUAGAUCCCUCAUGUCUGAUCCAUCUGGGUUGCUUGUUGAAAAUGCAUAUUUCAGGGCCCCACCCUAGGCCCACUGCAUCUUAAUUCAUGUGAACCCAGAGGUUGGAGAACUGCUUUCAACCUAACACUGUGUUCAUUUAGCUGGCCAUUUCUAUCCUCAUGUAAGGCUUUGGGGCAACUUAAAAUAUUAGCGUAGGGUAACAGGUACAUGGAGAUUCAUUAAACUGUUCUCUCUACUUUUACAUAUAUUUGAACAUUUCCAAAAUAAAAUUCAAAACAAACAGCAUAGGUAUCAGGAGAGCAAAGGCAAGCACAAUGUGUCUCUUUGUUAAAGACCCUUCGGGAGAGCAGCUGCCGUCAAUUAAAGAAAGAGAACUUGGGCACCUACAGGUGUCUGUGGUCUCCACCGUUGAGAAGAGGCGAUGCCUUGAUGUUCUCAUAGCUGAUGGCCAAAGCGCUGCCGAAGCUGAUUUACCUGUGGGGUCAGCGCUGCUCAGUCUUUAAAGUGCACUUAAGUCACCUGGUGAUCUUAUAAAGAUGCAGGUUCUGGCUCAGUGGGGCUGCGGAGGGGCCUGAGACUUGGCAUUUUUACGCAGCUCCCCAGGUGGUGCUGAGGCUGCUAGCGCAGGGACCACACUUGGAGUAAUAAGGUGGUAGAGGAUCCUGCUUUGAGCUCUAAAGGUACACAUUGCAACAAAAGGGGUUGGAUCCUCCCAGAAAUUGUUUCUGGUCCUGAUACCUGUCUCCUCCCCCAUUCUCCUGGAAUCAGACUAGCAGGUUUAACCCUUUCCUGGACCCAGGGCUGUCCACCUCAAGCCACUGAGAAAUUUCUCCUGAAAGCUGGGUUUCCUAGGGGAAAGGUACUGAGCAGAGAGGACUCUGAAGCAUGGAGCAGGUGGGGCCAGUUCUGCUGAUGGAGUUCAGCAACUUAUAUUACCCUGGGAGGCAACUAUUAGUAUAAAUGCAAGCCACGUGGCUUCUGAAAGAACCUUCUACCCAAGUAGAAGGGCAAGGCCAGUAGCAGUUUAUGGUUAUUUUUUCAACCUGUGGGCCCAUUAGCUAAUGAGUACCCUCUCUUUAAGUAGGCAGAUGGGCACCUCGCAAACGAGGCCAAUUGAAAAUCCCCUUCCAUUUAAAGUGAAGCAGCUUAAAUGGGUUUGGUUUGGGGGUGGGGGUGGGGCAUCUCCAGAGCAAAGUAGUAGAAUACCUGCAGUAUAGAAUGAAAACUGCAAAAAAAAAAAAAAAAAAGAAAAAAAAGAAAACCGGCUUCUUUCCCACCUGUCUGCUAUUUGGGGGCAGUCAGGCAAAACAAACCAAUAUCUUUCAAGCACCUACUAUGAACCAGGCAGAGUACUGGGAAUUCUGCAAUGUUCUCUCAUGUAGGCCUCACAGCCAUCUGCAACGUAGGUUCUGUUAAUCCCAUUUAACAGAUGGGAAAACUGAGAAUUUAAAGAGCUCGCCCAAUAUCACACAGCUGGGUGUGUCAGGGAAGGCUUCCUGGAGGAGAUGGUGUUACAGCAGUGGUUCUCAACUGAGGGUAAUAUUUGUCCUGCAGGGGUAUUUUGUAAUGUAUGAGACAUUUUUGGUUGUCACGAAUUGACGGCAGGGGGACGCUACUGACAUCUAGUGAGUAGAGGCCAGAGAUGAUGCUCAGUGCCUUACAACACACAGGACAGCCCCCGUAUCAAAGAAUUAUCUAGCCCAAGUUGUCAAUAGUGCCAAACUGGAGAAGUCCUCCAUCUGCAACCCUCAGUUAAAAGUGUGUGUGGCGGGGGUGUAUUUGGCCGGCAGGAAGUAGGUGCCAUGCCUGUGGGGCUGCUGUCCGGCCUUUCUCUUACAGAUGGCUGGGCUUUUAAGAACAACGUGGACAUCAAGAAUCACCAGCAUCUCCAGGACCGCCUGCGGGCAGCCCGCCUGCUGCUGGACAGGAGCCCCCAGUGCCCCGUGGU